AUGACCGGCAAACGUACUCUGGGAGAGGUUGGCCGCAAAGCCAAGCUUGCUUUGACAACCAAGGCCGGCUUCAAAAGUGCCAUUGAGGUGAAACACUCAGAUUUCGCACCUUCUAGCUAUGGUUUCAUUUGGUCCAAUGCACAUAUGGACCCAAGUCCUCCCUCCGAGCGGACAUGGACCUGGUUUCACUACUUUGCUGUGUGGUAUUCGUACAAUUUCACAUCCGGAGCUUGGGCUGCUGCGUCUUCUCUGCUCAGCUUGAACGUGAACUGGUGGCAGGCCGUUUUGGCUUGUGCCGUUGGAUCGCUGAUCAGUGGUGUUGCGGUGUCGUUGAACUCAAGACAGUCUGCAAGAUAUCAUAUUGGGUUUCCCACACUCCAGCGCGUCUCAUUCGGGCUUUAUGGGUCGCUCUUCCCCGUGUUUUCCAGAGCCGUGGUAUGCAUCUUUGGAGACGCUUGGUACAAGAUGCCCAACACCUUGCCCCUUAGUUCGACCAUUACAACGCGGAAAUUUGUCGCAUGCAUCAUCGUCUGGAUCGGAUCCUAUCCUGCAAUGUUUCUCAAAAUCCACAAAAUGAGGAUCUUCUGGACUCUCAAAGCACUGAUCAUUCCUCCAAUAACCAUUGGCUUCUUCAUAUACUGCAUGGUGGUGGGAAGCAAAGGCGCAGUGUCGUACGCCGCCACCCCGAAGCAGUUGACCGGCUCUGAACUGGGCUGGGCUUUCAUGUAUUGCGUGCAAGCCAUCAUCGGCAGCUUCUCCCCUCUGAUCGCCUCCAAUCCCGAUAUUGCUCGGUAUGCCGCCAGGCCAAGUGCGACGGGAUGGCCUCAGCUCGUCACAAUUACGUUCUGGAAGACGGUCGUCUGCAUCAUCGGCAUCUUUGGCACCAAUGCUAUUGCAUACAAGUACGGCCAAAUGUACUGGAAUAUGUGGGAUAUCUGCGAUGUCAUUCUCACCGAGAAUUGGAGCGGCGGUGUGCGCUUUGCCAUCUUUCUGUUUGCCAUUCUGAUGGCUGUCUCCGAGCAGAUCAAGAAUCUGUCUGCGAAUCUCAUCUCGUUUGGGGCCGACUCUGCUUCACUCCUUCCCAAGUACAUCAACAUCAAUCGUGGGAUGAUUCUGGGCUUGACAGUGGGGUUUGUCAUCCAGCCCUGGCAUAUCCUUGCGACCGCCAAGGCCUACCUGACUUUCCUCACAGGUUACAGUCUCUUCUUGGGGGCUAUCCCGGCCAUUGCUGUUACCGACUAUGUUUUUCGACGUGGUAAUAUUGACGUGGUAUCGCUAUACACUGCCAAUAGAGAUUACUGGUACUGGAAAGGUUGGAACUGGAAAGCCUAUGCUGCCUAUAUCAUGGCUAUCUGGCCUGUUUGCCCAGGGUUCGCCUACCAGUUUAGCAAGAGUUCUUCCGUUUCUCAGGGGUGGGUCCACCUGUAUCAGAUGGGCUGGCUGUUCGCGGCCCUCACAGGUGCCUUCACCUACGUGGUUCUCUCGUCCCUAUUUCGAGACAGCGCUAUGUACGAGGCUCGCAAGUUUCCAUGGGAGUCCUAUGCUCAGAACCAGCAGGAACUGUUGGACAAGGAACCCGCCACAAGCACUGUCCUGGAAGGAUCUUCGGAAUCAGUGUUGGAUCAUGCCGGUGAACCAGAGAAAAAGAGUUCGGAAAAGUCACCUGGAGCUGUGACCACGGUCUGA
Messenger RNA from Thyridium curvatum, 1686 nucleotides. RefSeq lists its product as uncharacterized. Gene Ontology annotation, biological process: nucleobase transport; transmembrane transport. Gene Ontology annotation, molecular function: nucleobase transmembrane transporter activity. The transcript is spliced from 4 exons. Gene Ontology annotation, cellular component: plasma membrane. The record is from RefSeq and is a predicted model, not a curated record. Lineage: Eukaryota; Fungi; Ascomycota; Sordariomycetes; Thyridiales; Thyridiaceae. Bases 1 to 1686 code for a protein of 561 amino acids.